Bombus pyrosoma is the source of this 1520-nucleotide messenger RNA. Its product is annotated as NKAP family protein CG6066. The record is from RefSeq and is a predicted model, not a curated record. Gene Ontology annotation, cellular component: nucleus. Gene Ontology annotation, biological process: regulation of gene expression. Gene Ontology annotation, molecular function: chromatin binding. The transcript is spliced from 5 exons. NCBI's taxonomy places the organism in Eukaryota, Metazoa, Arthropoda, Insecta, Hymenoptera, Apidae. Bases 324 to 1052 code for a protein of 242 amino acids.
UAGGGCAGUCACCAGCAGACUGUCGUACCGUGCGGGUGUGUUACUUCAGUCUCAACGAGGUCUUACGAUCGUGUUCAGACUUGUUCAUACAAGUUGUAGACAACAAGUUAACAACAAAUAAAGUUCCAAAUUAUAUUGGAACUAUCGCUCGAUCUAUUAAACCUCGUCCACGUUGAGUGUUAAGUCAUUCAAGGUGUUUCGUAGUUCAGCAUUUGGCCGUGUGGUGCAGCAUUAAUCCUGAAACAACCAGAACCAUAAUCGUUAGCACUCUCAUUCCCUCUUUGUCAUAGCUUGUAAACAAGAAAUAAAAGCAGACGCAAAAAAUGGACGCACGGAGACGGGAUAGAGAGCAAAUUGGGUUAUGUGGCGUUGAUAGAAUUUGGGGAAAAUCACCAACACGGAUCGAAGAUUCUGACGAAAAUGAAGAGACUAACAAAUACAAAGACAGUAUUAUACCAAAAGAUAGAAAAAGGAAACAUGAGAUGAAGAAAAAGAAAAGUAAAAAAUCAAAGAAAGAAAAGAAAGCUAAGAAAGACAAAAAGAAGAAACAGAAAAGGAAAAGGUCAGAUAGUAGCUCUGACAGCGAACCUGAGGAAUUAGAAUGGGUGGAAAAGAAUGGAAUUAAUGAUAAAGCAAAGGUUAAAAAGGGAUCAAGUUCAGAUGAGAGCGGCGAUGAAGUAGUGGGACCAGUUCAAAAGCCACAUGUGACAUUAUCUGCUAAAGAUUUUGGCAAGGCUCUUUUACCUGGUGAAGGUGCUGCUAUGGCUGCAUACGUUGCUGAAGGAAAACGUAUACCUAGAAGAGGUGAAAUUGGUCUGACUUCAGAAGAGAUAGCCGCAUAUGAAUCUGUUGGCUAUGUUAUGAGUGGUAGUAGACAUCGGCGAAUGGAAGCUGUUCGUAUCCGCAAGGAAAACCAAAUUUAUUCUGCUGAUGAGAAACGAGCAUUGGCUAUGUUUAGUAAAGAAGAACGACAAAAGAGAGAAAAUCUUAUUUUGGGGCAAUUCAGAGAGAUGGUUAACCAGAAGUUAGCCCAAGAACAGAAGAAAAAGUAAUGUAAUUAUUUAAUAUAUAAUUUUCAUCUUGUUUAACAUAACAAGAAGUUAUGUAUGAAAGAAAUGUAUAUAAGAAUUGAAUAUAUUGUAAAAUAUUAUUUAUAUGUGUGUAGUAUAUAUUUGUAUGUAUGUGUACAUAUAUGGAAACAGAUGUAAAUUAUAUAUUAUAUGAUACAUUACUUAUCAAUAAGGUUUAGCUUAAGAAAUGUUCAUUUUAAGCAAUUAAUAACAGUUUAUUAAUGUAAGUUAGGAAAUUAUAUAUAAGUGUUUACUAACAUUUAUAAAUAAAUAUAUCUACUCGUGUAAGAAUAAUUAUAACAAUAGCUUAUACUUUCUGAUUGCUUUCCCAAUCUAACCAUCCUCCGACAUAAUUGUAUGCACUAAAAUAUAAAUAAAUAGGUUUAAUUAAUACAUUUGUAAUACACGUGUAGAUAUAUUCUUGUAAUAUAACAUACUUUUCAUAUCCAA